AGGAAAGGACAGAAAAUGAUGAGCCACCUACUCCAUCGUCGGAACCUCUGCACAAGGGGAGGACCUGCUGCGCUGUUGCUCUUCCUAGCGCAGGGAUCCGCUGACACAACUGCUCUUCGUCCGACGUUUACGCAGUUCACGUCAGAAGAUUACAACGCUCUUCAGGAGCUGCACCACAACAGAGAUGACGGCCACGAGCAGGCGCAACAACAUCAAUACGAACAAAAAAGAGUGCAAGAACAAUAUUACAACUACUCAAGGAGUGACUCCCGCUUCCGCAGGUCGAUCAGCGCGUCUUCUACUCAAGAAGCCUGCUCCAACAGCGUUUCGAAUCAAGAUCAGCCUUCACUUGCAACAUCCAUUUCAUCGAGCUCACUGCAGCUACCGUGGGAGUCGUCCUCUUGUUCUGCAUGUCCUUCUCGUGGACCUGAACGCAACUCGCCUCAGCACGGAUCGCCGUUGCCCUCGCGGCCACAUGGAGGAUGUGAACAUGAUCAACAUCCUGGUGCUACUUUUUACCCAGUGUGGACUGGGACGCCUGUUGUAGUUUCUGCUCCUCAUGGAAGUUCUCCGGGGCGGCUUCCUCCUGAUGGUACUGCUGGGGGUGCAAUGCCCGUGCUAUAUUCUUGUCCAGUACCUUUUGCAGUACCUCAUGUAGCAUGUUGUGCAGUACCUGUUGGAGCAUGUUGCGCUUCACCGGGAAACUUUGUUCCUCCUAACGCUGGUUUUGUUCUCUUUUCUACUUCGUAUCCAUGCAAUCACUUCGUGCCCUCCACAGCACCUCCUGCAGGUGGACAAGAACAAGGUCCCGCAGGAGCGGCAGAUGAUCUCCACAAGAAAAAUAGAAGUGGAGUUACAGCGCAGCAGCAGCCACUUUUCUACAAUGAGGCGAGGGCUCAUAUUGCUGCCGGCAGAAUUCCAUCGCAAUCCUACGUGAUGAAGUGUUCUGAUGGAGCGAUCCCACCUCCUGCAAGCAACGGGACCCUGCGUCUGCCCGUGCCAAAUGAUAGUACUAGAAAACUACCGGGCAAAGAAUCUACGAAAGACAAACCUUACGCGGCCGACAGCCUGGACACCAAAAGCGGAGCGGCUCCGCAUCCUCAGGCUCCACAUCCCCAUCCACAACAGAGAAGAGUGGGGAAGGAGAAGAGGGCCCCACCUCAAGCAAAAGAAGCAGGACAGUCACCACUACAACAGCAAGAGGACCAUCGUUCAGCACACGAGCUGGAGAGUCUCUCCAAUCUUCGUAUGAGCGAAGACGAAAAAGCUAAGGUUAGGGAACAUAAGGAAGGUCUGAAAUGGGGCUGGAGGGACGUUGUGCUUCCUGUGGUCCCAAACGCGGCGAGUCGCGUACUCGGUCGUGAGUCCUGGUCCCAACUUACCAGAGACGAGGUGGCGGCUCUGCGGAGAUAUUUUACUCCCGGACGAGUAGACGUGGUUGCGCGUCUUUCAUCAGAUGCAGGAUAUCCGAAGUCCUAUGAGGACUUCAAUAAGCUGUUUGACGGCCGGUGGAAGACAGUCUCAUACGCAGUCAGAAGAUUGGAUCAGCUAGUCGACGCCUUGUUGAUCUCCGCUGUUCCGCUGGCCAUGCGAAAAGAACAGGAACAGCAGGGGGCUGUGGAGUUCCAGCCCUAUGCCCAGUUUCAGACUAAACUGCGCGAACAGGGAAAAAAAUCCGAAAAGUAUUUUUUCAUGUUGGAUUACUUUCGGAAGUUUGUGGAGCGAAGUAAAUCCUGGACAGGCAAAUACGCGAACGACCCUGCUUCGUUGCAGCUCAUACAGAGCCUCAACUGGAAAAACAAACGCGGGAUGACGCGAUUGGAGUACACCGUGAACUUCUUGGAUGAGGAUAUUAUGCAAGAACUCUACCACAACGACGCCACGCGUGUCGGACACGACGCCAGACCUGAGAGAAUCUCGUGAAGUGUAAGAGGUGCGUGAAGAGUAGAGCAACCAGCUGCAAAUCUUCAUCUUUAACAAUAAGCUCGUGAGGAGGUCGUGCACCGACGGCGGUGCUCUAAGGAAAUAAUUUCUCAGCCAUGGAUCUUGAAAAACUACAUCAACUUCAGCGGGGCCUUGUUUUACCUCUGACAAAGUCGGCCGGCAAUAGUCUUUGUUUUUAGAAUUUGUUUUUCACUUUCUUCGUAACUUGAAAGUUUUCAAACGUAACAAAUAUUUAGAAAUUGUUUCAUGUUAUUCUUGCACUUAAACGUUAUGAUCGUGCACUAUCUUUGAGACCGGCCAUUGUUCCCCUUUGCAACCAUCUCUCCCGAGACACUACCUUGUACUAGGUAAAUGAGUGAAUGAGUGAAGUGUCACUGGUGGAGUUUUUAGUCGAGCUAAAGAAAAACGACUUCAAACAUGAAGCUGAUGAUUUUUUCACCUGAUCAACCCUCUAUUUGUCAU
Amoebophrya sp. A25 is the source of this 2406-nucleotide messenger RNA. Lineage: Eukaryota; Dinophyceae; Syndiniales; Amoebophryaceae. The record is from the annotation of a GenBank genome assembly.